AUGGAGCUGGAAUUUGUGGGGCCAAGUAACCUAUCAAAUCCAGUUAGAAUAGAUCAGAUAAAUAAUGGCAACCAUAAGAAUGCUAUGAUGAAUGAAGAGGUCUCUGGUACUCCCAUUCUAGCAAGUAUACUAAAUUCUGCAAGUCAUCCUACAGUUUGCCUCUUUCAAAUUUUAUUUAAAGUCCUUGCAUUCUUAUCUUUUAUUUUUGGACCAUUUUUUUUUAGGUUUUUUUCAAAUAAUAGCUUCAUUAUAACUUUUUUCCUCACAACAAUAUUACUUUCUUUAGAUUUCUGGACAGUGAAGAAUGUAACUGGGAGAAUUCUUGUCGGAAUGAGGUGGUGGUACGAGAUUUCAAAGGAUGGAGAGACUAUUUGGAUGUUUGAAAACUAUAACGAAUCUAAAAAUGCAAAUGCCUUUGUUUCAUCUAGCACUGACAAAUCUAUCUUUUGGGUUACAAUGUAUGCAUGGGCUCUGCUCUGGAUUGUUAUUUUAAUAUUUCAAUUUUUAUCAUUAAAGUUUCAGUGGAUUUCUCUUUCAGCAAUAGCAAUUGCACUUUCAUUCUCUAAUCUAAUUGGAUACAACAAGUGUAUGCGUUCCUCCAAAAACUUUCAAAAGAAUUGGAUUACUAAUAUUGCAGUAAAAACUAUUAUAAAUAAUGCACAAAACAUGGUUUAA
This is a messenger RNA of Cryptosporidium ubiquitum, 675 nucleotides long. RefSeq names its product FAM18-like protein. The record is from RefSeq and is a predicted model, not a curated record. NCBI's taxonomy places the organism in Eukaryota, Apicomplexa, Conoidasida, Eucoccidiorida, Cryptosporidiidae. Gene Ontology annotation, biological process: vesicle-mediated transport; protein secretion. Gene Ontology annotation, cellular component: Golgi membrane. Bases 1 to 675 code for a protein of 224 amino acids. The transcript has a single exon.